Messenger RNA from Mus musculus (house mouse), 8567 nucleotides. It is a transcript of the gene Bltp3a, whose product is annotated as bridge-like lipid transfer protein family member 3A. Gene Ontology annotation, molecular function: identical protein binding; histone deacetylase binding. The record is from RefSeq and is marked validated. Lineage: Eukaryota; Metazoa; Chordata; Mammalia; Rodentia; Muridae. The coding region runs from base 245 to 4534 and encodes 1429 amino acids. Gene Ontology annotation, cellular component: late endosome. The transcript has 21 exons.
GGAUCCCGGAGGGUGGCGUGCGGUCUGGGUUCUGCUCCGCGGGAUCCUGCGGCGCCGCACGGGCGGGUGGGAACGCGGCGGAACUCCUGGCGCUGAGUUAGGGGCGACAGAGAGCCAUGGCGGCCACUGUGGCUACGGCAGCCGGUGCCCGCGCCGCGGCGAGGUGAGAGGACGCCUCUUUUCCACAACUGAGGAGGCCACGGCUGCCCGUCUGCCUGCAUUCCACGCGGGCCCGGGCUGCAGCAUGGCCGGGAUCAUUAAGAAGCAGAUCUUGAAGCAUCUGUCCCGGUUCACUAAGAAUCUUUCCCCGGACAAAAUCAACUUGAGCACUCUGAAAGGGGAGGGUCAGCUGACCCAUCUGGAGCUGGACGAAGAGGUUCUGCAGAAUGUUCUGGAAUUGCCUACCUGGCUGGCCAUCACUAGGGUCUACUGCAAUCGGGCCUCCAUCCAGAUCCAGUGGACCAAGUUGAAGACACACCCGAUCUGCUUGUGUCUGGAUAAGGUGGAGGUGGAGAUGCAGACCUGUGAGGACCCUCGCCCCCCCAACGGGCAGUCUCCUAUCGCCCUUGCCUCGGGACAGAGUGAGUAUGGCUUUGCUGAGAAGGUGGUGGAGGGAAUGUUCAUUGUGGUCAACUCCAUCACCAUCAAGAUCCACUCCAAGGCCUUCCAUGCUUCCUUUGAACUGUGGCAGCUCCAGGGUUAUAGUGUCAACCCCAACUGGCAGCAGAGUGACCUGCGUCUGACCCGCAUCACUGAUCCCCGCCGAGGAGAGGUUUUAACAUUUAAGGAAAUAACUUGGCAGACCCUCCGAGUUGAGGCAGACGCCAUAGAAAAUGGUGAUCAGGACCCAGUUACCACCCCACUGAGGCUCAUUACCAACCAAGGCCGCAUCCAGAUAGCCCUCAAGAGAAGAACCAAAGACUGCAAUGUGGUCGCCUCCAAGUUGACCUUCCUCCUGGACGACCUGCUCUGGGUGCUGACGGACUCACAGCUCAAGGCGAUGAUGAAGUACGCCGAGUCGCUGAGUGAGGCCAUGGAGAAGUCUGCCCAGCAGAGAAAGAGCCUGGCUCCUGAGUCUGUGCAGACCACUCCACCCGCUCCCAGUGCUCAGCAGACUUGGGCCCAGGCAUUCGGUGGCAGCCAGGGCAGCAGCAGCAGCAGUCGUCUCAGCCAGUAUUUUGAGAAAUUUGACGUGAAGGAGUCUUCCUACCACCUCCUCAUCUCCCGCCUGGACCUGCACAUCUGCGAUGACAGCCAGUCCCGAGAGCCAGGUGUCUCUGCAAACAGACUCACGGGUGGUGCUAUGCAGCUCACCUUCCGCAGGAUGGCGUUUGACUACUACCCCUUCCAUCGGGCAGGUGACAGCUGUAAACACUGGGUGCGGCACUGUGAGGCCAUGGAAACCCGAGGCCACUGGGCCCAGCAACUGGUGACAGAGUUUCAGAGUCGGGUGGAGAAGCAGUGUGAGGGGGGCAGUGUGAAGCCCCCGUGGCUGUUGGGGGUGGACCCUCCCUUCCGGAGGAAAGCAGAUUCUUUCUCUAGUCCUGGAAAGACCCCUCUGGACAAAAGCCCUACUCAGGGCCGGCAGGCUGCCUUUGGGGCUCCAGCAUGGAAUCGCUUACGCUCUAGCUGCCUGGUUGUACGAGUAGAUGACUUGGACAUCCACCAGGUUUCCACAGCUGGACAGCCAAGUAAGAAGCCGUCCACUCUGCUCUCCUGCAGCCGCAAGCGCCACCACCUCCCGCCUCAGGUGGCUGCCAUCCACGUACAGUUCACAGAGUAUUACUUCCCGGAUAAUCAGGAGCUUCCGGUUCCCUGUCCCAAUCUCUACAUCCAGUUAAACGGGCUGACGUUUACCGUGGAUCCUGUCAGCUUGCUUUGGGGAAACCUCUUUUGUCUAGAUUUAUACCGAAGCUUGGAGCAGUUUAAAGCCAUCUAUAAGCUGGAAGCUUCGAGGGGAAGAGAUGAGCACGUGGACGUCCGACUGGACGCAUUCUGGUUGAAGGUGAGCUUCCCCCUGGAGACGAGAGAGCUGGCGAAGCUGCAUCGCCCCCAGGCGCUGGUCCUCUCCACGUCCUCCAUGAUUGCCACCAAUACCCGGCAUGCCCCGAACUGCACUCGCCCAGACCUCCAAAGUCUCUUCCGGGGAUUCGCUGCCACCGAGUUCUUUCGUUGUAGCUACGGUCACUUUCCCCAGGUGGCAGGGGGCUUCAGCCUUCUGCACAUGCUCUUCCUGCACCAUGCUUUCCAGAUGGACUCCCUCCCUCCUCAGAGGCUGGCCGCAUCCCAGGAUCUUUGGUCCCUGCAUUUCACCCAGAUCUCCUUGGACUUUGAAGGCACAGAAAACUUCAGAGGCCAUACCCUGAAUUUUGUGGCUCCCUUCCCCUUGUCCAUUUGGGCCUGCCUUCCUCUCCGCUGGCAGCAAGCCCAGGCACGACGGCUCCUUUUGGCUUCGGAAGGGAGGCUAAAACAGUCAGCCAGCUUUGGCAGUCCUGUGCACUCUGAAGCCCUUGCCCCUGAGUCUGUGUCCCAUCAGAGGUCAAAGACAGAGCGAGAUUUGAAGAGCCUCUCAGGCUCUACAGAAGGCCCGGCAGCGGCGGUGAGAGAAGGUGAUGCUGGUGUGGACCACAAAGGCCGUGUGGCAGACCUGGAGGAUGUGGCUGACAUUCACAUGCUUGUCCACUCCACCGCCCAUGUCAGAGUGAGGCUCGACCACUACCAGUACUUGGCUCUGCUGCGCCUCAAGGAGGUGCUAGAGGGCCUUCAGGAGCAGCUGACAAAGGACACAGAGGCCAUGACCGGGUCUCCCCUGCAGGACCAGACCGUGUGCAUUGGCGUUCUCUUCCCUAGUGCCGAGGUGGCUCUCCUCAUGCAUCCUGCCCCUGGGACUGCUCACGCGGACUCUGCAGGCUCAGACACCACCAGCCUCAUAGACUCUGAGCUGUCACCAUCCGAGGACCGGGAGCCGAAGUCUGAUGCCUCCUCAGACCAGGGCGCAGUAAGCCCCGAGAAGGUGCUGAGGGACGGCAGCGGUGAGAACCUGGCUGCGUCCCAGGAGAGGCUGCCCAGCGAUGGAGAGCUACCAGACCCAGGCCCAUGUGCACAGCAGCCAGUAGGGAAGAGCCACGAGGCGGUCGAGUCUCUCCAGGCCAAGAAGCUAAGCCGAGCUCAGAGUGCCAGGUCCCCGGCUACGCUGAAGUCCCCGGCGGACAGGGAUGCUGCUCUGAACGGCCAAGGCGAGCCCGUGCCCUUGAGGAGCAUUGAGGGGGACCUGUCCAGCGCUAUUCACAUGACCAAGGACGCCACCAAAGAGGCGCUUCACGCUACCGUGGACCUCACCAAGGAGGCUGUGUCCCUGACUAGGGAUGCCUUCAGUUUGGGGAGAGAUCGAAUGACUUCUACCAUGCACAAGAUGUUGUCCUUGCCUCCUGCCAAGGAGGCCAUGGCCAAGCCAGAUGAGGGGGUGGUGGCCUCAGUGAGUGGGGGUGCUGCCCGGCUCCGGUUUUUCUCCAUGAAGAGGACAGUCUCUCAGCAGUCAUUUGACGGUGUCUCGUUGGACAGCGGUGGCCCCGACGACCGGAUUUCGGUGGACAGCGAUGGAAGUGACAGCUUUGUGAUGCUCUUGGAGUCUGAAUCUGGUCCAGAGUCUGUUCCACCAGGAUCUGUCACAAGCGUCUUGGAUGAUAGUGGCAUCCAGGGGAGCCCUGUUACGGAUAGUGGUGGCCAGGGGUUGCCAGAGACCAACAGCUCAGCGUCAGCCAGCGGAGACCUCGUCAUGCACUCGGUGUCAAUACUGGUCUUGAAGGUGAACGAAGUAUCACUUGGGAUUGAGGUUCGUGGUGAGGACCUGGCUGUAGCCUUGCAAGCAGAAGAGCUGGCCCUGCAGCAGCUGGGCACCGUGGGACUCUGGCAGUUUCUACAUGGACAGUGCCCAGGCGCAGGUUUUCAAGAACCCUCAAAUCUGAAGACCAACCCCAUCAGGCCUGCUGUGGGUCUGCGCUUUGAGGUGGGGCCUGGUGCAGCUGUUCAUUCCCCGCUGGCCACACAAAAUGGCUUCCUGCAGUUCUUACUUCGGGGCUGUGACCUGGAGCUGUUCACCUCAGUGCUCAACGGUCUGGGGCCUUUCUUGGAGGAUGAGGAGGUCCCGGUGGUGGUCCCCAUGCAGAUCGAGCUCCUGGACUGCAGGGUCACUCUCAAGGAUGACAUCCCUCCCGUCUACCCAACAUCCCCUGGCCCUGUCCCCAUCACUUUGGCAAUGGAGCGUCUUGUGCUGAAGCGAGGUGACGAUGGAGUGUUUCACCUUGGUGCUCCUGCUCACGACAGACCAUUGACUGACGUGCCUGAGAAGCUGCGGCUCCCUAAAGAGCAGGUGCUCCUGGUGCCCCUAGGCCAGGGCUUGGGAUGCCAGGAGAAAGAAUCGCCUACCCUCCAGCAAGAGCUUAUGGACACCAAACAAGCACUGGCCAUUGCCAACCAGGACAAAGAAAAACUGCUCCAGGAGGUUAGGAAAUACAACCCUCUCUUUGAGCUUUGACAGCAGCUCAGCCAUCUGGGCUAUGGAGAGAAACUAUCACCAGCAACAGUGCCACCUAGGACAGGUGCCGAGUGAGGAGCCGGCGGGGUUGGGGGCACACAGUCCCCUAUGUGCUUCUUGCUGGCUGCUAGCCUGGGUGGAGGACCCCACAGAGGGUGGCUGUGUCCCUGGCCCUCCACCGUGUCUUGCCAUUACGUAGCCUUGUCGUCCUCUGCACACUAGAGGAGUCUUCUCUACAUCGUAGAGCAUCUCACCUCCUGGCUUCACGGCAGUGGUGUUUGCUUCCUUCAUGGUCUAUGUGAACAAGUGUCCCCUGAGUCAUUCAUACAGCCACCGACAGAUCCUGUGUCCUGCGUGUCCUGGCGCUUCCUGUCGCAUACCUGGAAGGUCCUUGGCCUUGGAGUAGAUCAGGAAAUAGCCCAUCCUCAGGGGUUGGGGCAGAGGAGGUCUGCGAUCAGGGUGACAGGGACUUGCCUAGUUUGGAAUGGGAGCUAGGUGUGGAUCAUCUUGGCUGCUGUUCUGGGUCAAGCUUUCCUGUUGAAUUUCUUCAUUGUGAUGCUUUGACUGAAGUGGUCAGAUCAUCCUUCCCUGUGUGAGAAUUGGCUUAAGAUUUAAGUCAGGACAGUGCUCAGCUGCUCCUGAGUGCUCAGCUGCUCCUGAGUGUUCAGCUGCACCCGAGUGCUCAGCUGCUCCUGAGUGCUCAGCUGCUCCUGAGUGCUCACCUGCACCCGAGUGCUCAGCUGCUCCUGAGUGCUCAGCUGCUCCUGAGUGCUCAGCUGCUCCUGAGUGCUCACCUGCACCCGAGUGCUCAGCUGCUCCUGAGUGCUCACCUGCACCCAAGUGUUCACCUGCAUCCGAGUACUCACUUGCUCCCAAUUGCUCACCUGCUCCCGAGUGCUCAGCUGCUCUGAGUGCUCACCUGCACCCGAGUGCUCACUUGCUCUCAAGUGCUCAGCUAAGAGCAUGAUGGGUGGGUAUACAGUUGCUGUUUUCACAGCUGUCCAUGACCGGUCACUUUCUUUCUGUCCCUGCUUUCCCAGGAUUGCUGCGUCUCUCUGCCUGUGCUGACUUAAGCACUUGGUAAUUGGGAGCUAAAUGGGCUUCCGUCAGGCCUCCGACCAAGCUAAACUUAGCUGUACCCUCCUCGGUGUGCUGCCUCACUCCCCUCUAUUACUAUGGCGUUUUAAAAUCAUGUGAUUUCAACUUAAGCAAAACCGAAACCAAAGUCCUUGUAGGUUUCCUUCUGGCCCUAUAGAAGUUUCCCCCUUUGCUUCUGACUGGCAAAGCCUGGCUUUGUGGUGUGCUGUCCGGGUAGAAGCACAGCACCGGGACCCGCUUGACUUGGCAGAUGGUCCAUCCUUUGUGAGCUGGUGAUGCCACUGGAGUCCUAGUUGUGGCUGAGGGGAUGGAAGGAGAAGCAAACAGGACCCAUUCAUGGAGGGAGGAGGUCACAUUUGUUCAGACUUGCAGGAGUCAGUCAUGCUCUUCACUAAGGCAAGAUUCAGAACGCCACGUCUUACAGGACUGUGGUUUCUCCACUGAGGAGACUCAUUACAGAAUUGGGACUGACAUCUCCUGGAGACAGCCUUACCAGGUGAAGUCCCCCCAUUUCAGAUUUUUAUAAAUGACCUGGAACUUUAAAUGAAGUCAUUUACAUUAGAUGUCAUACAACUUGUAGACAAGACAAUGAAAAGCAGACCAGAGGAGAGAAGCAGCCAUAAAGCCACAGGGAAGUGAGCAAGGCUGUGAACAGCAUGCAGGAGAGGGUCAGCACAGUGCAGGGCUGGGGUGUGGCUCACUAGGGGAGUGUCUGAGCAGCAGCUCACCCAGCGAUCACAGACACUACCACAAAAAUAAGGAUUAUAUCUGAACAACAACAACAACAACUACUACUACUACUACUACAACAACAUACUCAGGAAGGAAUUCAGAGCCUUGCUGAGGGAGCAGGAUCAGCAUGAUUCUGUGGCCUAAAGCUGGAGGUGUUCCAGCACCACGUGAGGGACUUCAUCCAGCCAUUGGCAGUUCUGUUACAAAAGAGAGGUUCAGAGAGGAGUGAUUAAGAUGAAGACGUUGUCCUGCGGAGGUGAACACUGAGGGGAGUGGGGACCCAAUCUUGAAACAUUAGUCCUGGGGGCCUGUCACUGCCUCAGAGAAAAAGCACUUUUAGCAAAGUCAGAAACUGGAAGGGCUUGUUGAAGUGGUACCCCGUGUUUCUAACAUUCUUGGAAGAGAAGGGAGAGCCAGUAACUAGAAGACAUAACUUCUCAGCCUCAGGAUCACUUGAAUUAGUUUAAAAUCACAUCCCUUUGUCUUCUGCUCACCGCAUCUCCCACCCCCGGGAGAAGAUGUCUGACAACCACGGGGUGCACUGUACCCUGGAGCAUGCAGUAGGAACCUAUUUUGUGUGGAGGAAAUGCCUUAAUGGCUAGAAUGUCAGGUGUUUGAGCUGAGGGAGUCUGAGGUUCUUGUCCAUGUGCAAACAGAUGUAGUUUUGGCUUCCUUUAUGCUUUGGCCUUUUGCGUCCUGAAACCAUCCCUCAGGAACGUAAGGUUAUUCUGUGGCAUUUCAAUAAUGUCUUGUGAUUCCGUUCCCCUCUUCACUGGGGAAUAAACAGGAGAGACUUGGCUAUAAUGAAACUGGCUGUGUGGAUGUCCAGGGUAAGGGUGAUGGAAAACACAAAUAGGACAGCACAUUUGGAGUUUAGCUGUGAAGUUGCAGUUUGCAACAUGAAAUAAUACCUCAAGAAGACUUCAGGAGGGCCUGAAACACUGUCCCUCAGAGUGUCCAGCCACCGCACGUGGCCCUCCAUAGCUGCAUCAUCUGUGAUUGUCUCAAUUUCCCGGUUUACAUGCAUGUGCUGGAAAUAUGCACUGGUGUGUAUGUAGACUUAGAGUGGAGUCCGCUAACGGGGCUGCAGAGAUGGCUGUUGAUCUCUAACUCAUUUUCAGUUUACUGUAAUGAUGAACACAGUCUGUUUUAUCCCUGACCUUGACUGUGCUGUGGACUGCACUCUUCAUGGGCUCUGUGCUGAGAGGAUGGGGUCUGUGAUGUAGAAAGGGUCGAUUCCACAUCUCACAGACCCUGGAUCUGCAGUGUCUUCAUGUUAGUUUUUCCUUAGGAGCUGCAGAGAUUUUGCAUUGCAAAGGAGGUGCAAGGUCUCCUGGGUGGGAACUUCCUGUUCAGACCCCUUUCUUUCACCACCCAAGCUAGCCAAGUAACAUCUGGCUCAGACCACAAGAGCUGGGACGUGACAGUUGAUGGAGUUAGGACCUCUUGGAGACAAGCAAUGCACAAUUGUCUGGGUGACCAGGGCCUUGGAGGUGCCACCACAUCCUCCAGUCUAUCUCCAGGGUAGGUAGGGUAGGUAUGGAGAGUGGCUGGCUGUUAAGAGGCAUUUUGCCCCCAUGGCACAGGGAAAUAUUUGGUAACUGUUAAGGGUGAGGCCUUGCUAAGUGGCCAGGCCUGAGAUCUGAGCUUCCUGCUCUGUUGUUUCCUUAUCCUGCAUCCUUUAUCAAGGUAGACAUAGCUCCUGUGUGUUGCAGUUGUGAGGAAGUUUUUUUCUGUCAGUUUACUUUGUGGUGACGAGUUAGCCCGAGUCUUACAUGCUUUUUGUGGAGUGCCCCACUGAAGUGUCCUCUGCACUGGCUGAGCCAGUGAGUCUCAUUGUAAGCUCUUAAGUUAGAUCAGUCAAAUUACGUGAGUCUGAGCUGUUCCCCUAACUCAGGGUGCUACAAACACAAGACUUGCUCAGGAAAGCUUCCGAAGAGAACAGCUUCCAGCCUGCUUCCCGUGACACUCAGCAGCACACGGGAAGUGGGCCAGUGGAUUGCCAACUACAUCAGGUAGCCUUACUACUGCUAAUCACUGUCAAUAAUGUCCUUUCACUCUCCGAGGAAAGCCGUGAGAAUGGACACGGUGAACUGAACAUUGGUCAGUAUUGGGAAGGUUUACUGUUGCAAUAGCUAAUCCAACCCCGAGUGUACUGGUUCUGUGAACCACCUGAAAAGCAAAUUAAAUACUAUUAAACAGC